Messenger RNA from Scaptodrosophila lebanonensis, 3284 nucleotides. RefSeq lists its product as uncharacterized. Lineage: Eukaryota; Metazoa; Arthropoda; Insecta; Diptera; Drosophilidae. The record is from RefSeq and is a predicted model, not a curated record. Gene Ontology annotation, molecular function: G protein-coupled peptide receptor activity. The transcript is spliced from 5 exons. Gene Ontology annotation, biological process: G protein-coupled receptor signaling pathway. Gene Ontology annotation, cellular component: membrane.
AUUUUUCAGUUGGUUUUCUGUUUCGGCGCCGCACGCACGUCUCACGCGCACAUAUUGUGCGACAUUAUCAUUGCCGUUAUUCUGCUCUAGUCCAAAUCCGACAUCGUAUUUUGUGUCGUGCGUGAAAAAUUGUCGAAAAAAUAACAACAACAACAACAACAAUAAUUUAUAACAUCAAAGCGAAUUUUUUAAUCAAGCCACUUGUCGCACGUGUUUCUGCCAUUCAAUCAGUGCCGCAGCUGUACGAAAAGUGUUGCUCGAGCUGAUCAAGAUAUAUGCAUAUAUAUGCAUCAGUUAUGGGUGCCUAAUUAUACGCCUUAGUAAUUGACAUGUGAGUGGACAUUAAAAAUUUCACUGAUAUUUUUUCGUGCCUCCAUCAAAUGAGAAGAAACAAAAUAAAGGGAUAACCAAGGUUGUUGGCUUGGAGCGUUUGUGUGGAAGUUUAACAUUUUCUAGAUUAAGAUUGCAAGCCCGAUUCCCCACAGUUCGCAAACUAAGGAAGUCAGGGAGCGGUAGAGGAGCGGGAGCUAUGGAAAGUGGCUUUGGAGCGCGGUGCGCAUUUUAAACUAUUGGGAAAUCGAAAAGGCAAUAUUAAUGAGCCGGCAAAGCAUCAGUCACGGUAUGUUGACAACAGCCCAGAGCACAGAGGCCAGCGCAAGUAUAGGCAGUAGCUGAAAAACAACAACCACAGCGGCUCAGAAGCAGGUUGGGCCCAAAACAAAAACCAUUACCUGAAGCCCACACUAGGGAGGAACAAAAGGGGCAGACGAGGCGUCAGCCCAGUAUUGACGGGAGGAUGGUCACGAAUAUAUCACAGCCGCACUACUGCGGAUCUGGCCUCGACGAUUUUCACACAAAUUAUAAAUAUAUUCAUGGCUAUUUUUCACUCAUAGUCUGUAUAUUGGGCACAUUGGCCAACACUUUGAACAUCAUUGUGUUGUCCCGGCGCGAGAUGCGUUCACCCACCAAUGCUAUACUCACGGGUCUGGCCGUCGCCGAUCUGGCCGUUAUGCUGGAAUAUAUACCCUAUACAGUGCACGAUUAUAUACUCAGCGCGAGUCUGCCUCGGGAACAGCAGCUGAGCUACUCAUGGGCCUGUUUCAUCAAGUUCCAUUCAAUUUUUGCCCAAGUGCUGCACACGAUCAGCAUUUGGCUGACAGUGACGCUGGCCGUUUGGCGCUACAUAGCGGUUAGCUAUCCGCAACGGAAUCGGGUGUGGUGCAGUAUGCGAACCACCAUGAUAACGAUAGCGACGGCAUAUGUGGUAUGCGUGCUGGUCGUCUCACCUUGGUUGUAUUUGGUCACAGCUAUUGCCAAGUUUCUGGAGACGCUGGAUGCGAGUGGCAAGACCAUCAAGUCGGUGGCACUGAGCCAGUAUAUUUUGGACUAUGAACAGGGCCUGAGUGAGGCCCAAUUGCAGGAGGAUGUGACGUUGCAGGUGCUCUCGAGUACCACCCCAGACAUGGCCUGGCCAUUGGUGGCGGGCAGUGGGAACAAUACCACAGUGGCUGCUCUACUCACAGGUCUCUCACUCACAACAGUUGUGCCGGCAACAACAACCACGACAACAACAGCAACUACAACAUCAUCAAUAGCGAACGGAGAGCGCAACAUUACGGUUUUUAAAUUAUAUCACAGUGCGCUGGCGUUGCACGAUCGACCCUUGCGCAAUGCCACCUUUCUCAUCUAUAGUGUGCUCAUCAAGCUGAUACCCUGCUUUGCAUUGACGGUGCUGUCGGUGCGCUUGAUUGACGCAUUGCUGGAGGCUAAGAGGCGGCGCAAGGUAUUGGCCUAUCAUGCUGCCCACGAUAUGCAGCCCAUUGUCAAUGGCAAGGUUGUGACUCCCACACAGCCCAAGAGCUGCAAGCUGCUGGAGAAGGAGAAGCAGACAGACCGGACGACGCGCAUGCUGCUGGCCGUACUUCUGCUCUUCCUCAUCACCGAGUUUCCGCAGGGCAUUAUGGGUUUGCUGAAUGCCCUGCUGGGCGAUGCAUUUUACUUUCAAUGCUACUUAAAGCUGAGUGACUUAAUGGACAUAUUGGCACUUAUUAAUUCGAGCAUCAAUUUUAUACUUUACUGCUCGAUGAGUCGACAAUUUCGUACCACAUUUACGCUACUCUUCCGGCCGCGUUGUCUCAACAAAUGGCUGCCGUUGUCCCAGCACGAUGGGGAUGGCACAGGUGGUGGCGGUAUGCGCGGCUACGGGCGCCAGCGACUGCUGCACACGGAUGCGGUGAGCAAGAGCAUGGCCAUCGAUUUGGGUCUGACGACCCAAGUGACAAAUGUGUAGCAGGAAAGUAGCCGGGCUGUGUCAACAGCUACGGCUGCAACAACAACAACAACGAUAACAACGUGCAGAAAUGCCGUGCAGGUCGAUGCACAGACCGAGCCUGAUGUUGAUGGAUGUGCUUGCGAAAAUGCCGGCACCGGCACCGGCAACGGCAACGGCCACGGCACUGCUAAUGACAUCAGCGUAGUUGAAAUGCUCGAGUCCAGUGUCGGAAAAGCCGCAACGAGAAACAGCAACAACAGCAAGCUGCACGGCUAUAACAACAAUCGAAGGAGGCGCCGCAGCGGCAGUGGCAAAUGCAUUUGGCCGGCAACCGGCUGGUUACGCAAACUGAGGCAGAGAUCAAGUCAACAAGAGCGAGAGGAGCAGGAGCGGCCAGAGCAGCUGGAAUUGCAACAGUCGUCCAAUCAGCGGUCGCGUCGCAGCAGUGUUCUCCUCAUGGUCCUGCUCAGUGGUGCCGAAGUCGAGGCCAAAGCCGUUGUCGUCAGUGAGCAGCAACACCAACACCAACAACAUCAACAUCAACAGCAGCAGCAGCAGCAGCGCCUACCACAAAAGCGUCUCAGUGUGACUGUCGAUGACGUUGAUGAUGCCAUCGAUGCUCUCUGGCUUUAAGCAGCACUCCAUAACAACAAAUAAGAACAGCAUCUACGAGUAAAACCAAUCUGUACAUUUACAAUUACUUAGCAGUUAGAAGACCACUACAAAUUGUCAUUAUCAUAGCAUUGCAGAUGCAUUACUCACGUGGACCGAGCCCCCCGCGUGCCUCUCGCUCUGCAGCUAUGAAUUGAACAAUUUUGUUGGUCCAUACGACACGAUUUUUUUUAGACCUAAGCAAAUCCGGUUUGAAUAAGUGAUACUUGGACAUAGUUAUUUUUCCAAACUUUAAGUGCAAUGCAUACGGAAUGUCUUUGAUAAGUAACUACUACGAACUAAUAGAUAUGACUUAACAAUUGAUUUGAAUAAACAUUCAAUUACAUAUUUUAUUAAAUGU